AUGGAGACAGGCGGACCGAGGAGAGAUCAGAGGGAUCAACGACGCUCGAACGAUCGCAGACAGAAAGAUCGAGAUGGAAAUCCGGUCUACACCCCGCUCAGUAGACCGGUGGCGGAAGUGUUGCAGCAUGCCCAGGCCUGUCACAUGAUCCAGCUACCAGCACCAUCGAAAGACGACCCCGAUAAGGACAAGUACUGUGCUUACCACCGCAAUCGGGGACAUGACACCGAGGAGUGUCACGUUUUGAAAGGAUUGAUUGAGGAUUUACUACAGAAGUGGAAGAAGUUCUUCAAGAAGGACAAGGACAAAAAAGACAAAGAUUCCGAGAAAGAUCGAGAGCCUCCCCCAGCAGGUUCAAAGCAAGUUAUCCACGUGAUUUUUGGCGGACCAAAGGGCAGCGACAGCGCUGGAAAGCACCACAAUUGGGCCCGGGACUUACACGUCGGCCUAGUUGAGGAGGCUAAUCCCGAGAAAAGGCCGAAGCUGGAGCCGAUAGUAUUUACGGAUCGGGAUUUGCCGAGUAGUGUUGACUGUGCGACCGAAGCCUUGGUCGUAACCGUAGAUAUUAACGGCGUGGACGUUCAGAGGGUGAUGGUAGACACCGACUCAAGCGUCAAUGUCAUGUAUCUGGAGGUCUUUAGGAAACUCCAGUUAGACCAGUCCGAGCUGACCCCGGUCAGGACUCCGCUUUCCGGCUUCACGGGGGCCUUAAUUCACCCAGAGGGAGCGGUGCGCCUACCGGUUGAGGUCGGGACUGCCCCCAAGGCGCUCCGAGUAAUGAUGGAGUUCGUCGUUGUUGACUUGGCUUGCGUCUACAGCGUGAUACUAUGGAGACCGGGGAUCUCGCAGCUCGGGGCCAUUAUUUCCAUGCCGCACCUCUACAUGAAGUUCCAGACUCCAGGAGGCGUAGGUAUGGUGCGGGGUGAUCCUCAGUCGGCCAGGCGCUGCUAUGUCAGGGCGGUCCAUAAGUAG
Messenger RNA from Ipomoea triloba (trilobed morning glory), 972 nucleotides. RefSeq lists its product as uncharacterized. The record is from RefSeq and is a predicted model, not a curated record. The coding region runs from base 1 to 972 and encodes 323 amino acids. Lineage: Eukaryota; Viridiplantae; Streptophyta; Magnoliopsida; Solanales; Convolvulaceae. The transcript has a single exon.